AUGGAGUGUUCCAAUUCAACUACAGACAAGGGUUCCUUUUGGUUCUGUGGACAGAAGCCAAGCUGUGGAUUUCUAUGUUCUGAAGAGGAUGGUUAUCUGUUCCAAACAGCUUUGGCAGCUUGGAGAGCCACAGGUUUGAGGCAGCCAAUAUGUGAGAGUCACCGAAAGCCCGCGAAGUUUUGUGUAGUUAAAGACAUGCUGAAAAAGUCUUAUGGUCGGCCAUAUUUUACGUGUGCAAGUCGUGAGAAUCCUUGCUUCUUAUGGAUGUGGGCAGACGAGAAAGAAGUCGAGAAACACAACUGCUAUCACAACGAACUGUGUGCCAUAAAGCGAGUCAAGAAACUGGUGCUAUUGCUGCAACGAAAACCG
Messenger RNA from Paramuricea clavata, 369 nucleotides. NCBI's taxonomy places the organism in Eukaryota, Metazoa, Cnidaria, Anthozoa, Malacalcyonacea, Plexauridae. The record is from the annotation of a GenBank genome assembly.